ACAUUUCCGUCAUUUUCCCUUAUCCUAUCUAUUUUGUUCCAAUGUGAAAAUUCUUCGUAUGUUUCAUUUUCUCUGCUCACAACUCGACAUGGAUAUGGUUCAUUUGCUGUAGCGCGUAAUUGAAACCCCAAAUGGGAUUAAUAGUGUGUGUGAAACCCACACACCCUCCUCUAAAUUCGAAAUGGAAGUUUUGUACAGUCGACAAAAUCAAUGGAUUCCCGUCAAGUUUCAGUAGAAAGUGUAAUGGGUUUCCAUUGCAGAGCAGAAUUUUGGCUUCUUUACCUCCACAAUGCGGGAAAAGACUUCAAUUUAGCCUGGGAUCAUUUAACAUUCCUGUGGAAAGCAUUUUAAUGGCGAGUUCAUUGACAGUCUUCAUGCCAUUGGAAGCUUUGGCGGAAACAUGUGAAGCUGAAUAUCCUUCCGUCUUCAAUAUGAAUAUGCCUUUACUCUUUGCCAUAGCCCUCAUCGGAGCUACUGUUGGAGGAUUGCUUGCUCGGCAGAGAAGAGGAGAACUGGAGCGCUUGAAUGAUCAGCUUCGCCAAAUUAAUGCAGCUCUAAGAAGGCAGGCUAAGAUAGAGUCAUAUGCACCCAACUUGAGCUAUGCCCCAGUUGGACGAGUAGCUGAAAAAGAAGUGAUCGUGGACCCAAGGAAGGAGAGGCUUGUAACAAAUCUGAAGACAGGCAAGAAUUUUCUCAGAAAUCAGGAUCCAGAAAAGGCAUAUGCAGAGUUCAAGGCAGCUCUUGAGCUUGCUCAAGGCCUGGGUGAUCCAAUUGAGGAGAAGAAGGCAGCUCGAGGACUAGGAGCAUCUCUACAAAGACAAGGAAAGUAUCGGGAAGCCAUCAAGUAUCACUCCAUGGUACUGGCCAUUUCAGAGAGAGAAGGAGAGGUCUCAGGCAACACUGAAGCCUAUGGGGCAAUAGCUGACUGUUAUACUGAACUCGGUGAUCUGGAAAAAGCUGCAAAAUUCUAUGACAAGUACAUAGCUAGGUUAGAAACAGACUGACAGCAGUUUCUGAAGAUUCCUAUUAAUCAUUUUCUCUUUUUUAAGGCUUUGGAUUUGUGCUGGAGACUUCACUGAUAGUCAAUCUCAGCAACCAUUUAAAGUAGAGUUCCCUUUUUGGGUUACCCCAAUUUUCAAAUUUCAACCAUUGUAGCGUUUCACAUAUAUGCAUUUUUUAAGGAAGCUUGUUUGUGCCUCUUGGAAACAA
This is a messenger RNA of Amborella trichopoda, 1209 nucleotides long. RefSeq names its product Tetratricopeptide repeat (TPR)-like superfamily protein (gene FLU). Gene Ontology annotation, molecular function: protein binding. Gene Ontology annotation, biological process: chlorophyll biosynthetic process. NCBI's taxonomy places the organism in Eukaryota, Viridiplantae, Streptophyta, Magnoliopsida, Amborellales, Amborellaceae. The record is from RefSeq and is a predicted model, not a curated record.